Sorex fumeus (smoky shrew) is the source of this 4209-nucleotide messenger RNA. It is a transcript of the gene STAT2, whose product is annotated as signal transducer and activator of transcription 2. The transcript is spliced from 24 exons. The record is from RefSeq and is a predicted model, not a curated record. Bases 109 to 2646 code for a protein of 845 amino acids. Gene Ontology annotation, biological process: regulation of cell population proliferation; regulation of transcription by RNA polymerase II; cell surface receptor signaling pathway via JAK-STAT. Gene Ontology annotation, molecular function: DNA-binding transcription factor activity, RNA polymerase II-specific; RNA polymerase II cis-regulatory region sequence-specific DNA binding. Lineage: Eukaryota; Metazoa; Chordata; Mammalia; Eulipotyphla; Soricidae.
GGGAGGCUGGGUGCUCCGUGCUCCCUUCUGGAUCCCGGAAGCCUACACCUGAGCCUCAGGAGACCGAGGGAACUGGGAUUCUAACCAGGUUCAGACCCAGAAUCCAAAAUGGCACAAUGGGAGAUGCUGCAGAACCUCGACAGCCCAUUUAAGGAUGAGCUGCACAUGCUCUAUACAGACAGCCUCCUGCCAAUGGUAGUUCGAAAGCACUUGGCUGUCUGGAUUGAAGACCAGAACUGGGAUCAAGCUGCACUGGACAGAGACGAGGCCAAGGCUAACAUGCUCUUCUUUCACUUCCUGGAACAACUGGCCAAUGAGAUGGGCAGCUGCAGCGUGGACUCUCAGUGCAUGUUGCUAAAGCACAACUUGCGAAAAGUGCAUCGGGAAAUCCAGGCUUUGCCCAACGCCAAUAUCCAGCUGGCUGAAAUGAUAUUUAAUCUCCUUCGGGAAGAAAAACGAAUUUUGAUCCAGGCUCAGAUGGCUCAGUCGACGCAAGAAGAGCCAGUCCCCGAAGCCCCUGUGGAGAGAAGGCAGCAUGAAAUCGAAUCCCGGACAUUGGAAUUAAGGACCAUGAUGAAGGACCUGGAUAGAGCCAUGGUAGACUUGAAUACCCUGCAGAGUACCUUCUUCUUCCGCUAUAAGAACCACAUGCAAGUAAAGAAGUCCUUCCUGAACUCCGAGCAUGAGAUGCUGCGUGAGAUGCUGCAGCAAACUGCCAAUGCACUGGACAGAACUAGAAAGGAGGUGCUGGAUGCCUUCAAAGCACUGCAGGGUCGGUUAACUACCCUAGUUGACCUACUGCUGUCCAAGCUGGAGGAGUGGAAAGUCCAGCAGCAGAAAGCCUGCAUUGGAGCCCCACUGCACUGUGACUUGGGACAGCUGGAGCAGUGGUUCACAGCUGCAGCGAAGAUGCUGUUUGACCUGCGGCAGCGGCUGAAGGAACUGAAGGAGAUGAGUCUCGAAGUGCGCUAUUCCCACGACGCUGUCCACAAGGGAGUGGGGCUGCUGGAUGCCAGCGUCACUGAGCUGCUGCAGCGUCUGCUCCACAGGGCCUUUGUGGUAGAAACCCAGCCCUGCAUGCCUCAGAUGCCCCAUCGACCCCUCAUCCUCAAGACGGGGAGCAAGUUCACCGUCCGAACAAGGCUGCUGGUGAGACUUCAAGAAAGCAACGAGUCACUCACCGCAGAAGCCUUCAUUGACAGGAAUCCUUCUCAAGCACAAGGCUUCCGGAAAUUCAACAUUUUCACCUCAAACCAGAAAACUUUGACCCCCAUAAGAGGAAAGACUGAUGGCUUAAUUUGGGACUUUGGCUACCUGACUCUGGUGGAGCAGCGUUCAGGAGGCUCAGGAAAGAACAUCAAUAAGUGCCAGGGACUGCUGCCUGUGACCGAGGAACUUCACAUCAUCAGCUUCACUGUCAAAUACACCUACCAGGGUCUGGAGCAGGAGUUGAAAACGGACACCCUUCCUGUGGUGGUCAUCUCUAACAUGAACCAGCUCUCCCUUGCCUGGGCCUCCGUCCUCUGGUUCAAUCUGCUCAGCUCUAACCCCCAGAAUCAGCAGUUCUUCUCCAGCCCCUGCAAGGCGCCCUGGAGCGUGCUGGGCCUGGCGCUCAGCUGGCAGUUCUCCUCCUACAUCGGCCGAGGCCUCAACGUGGAGCAGCUGCACAUGCUGAAAAACAAGUUGUUUGGGGAGGACGUACAGUCUGAGGAUGCAGUGCUGUCCUGGGCUGACUUCGUUAAGCGAGAGAGCCCCCCCGGCAAACUGAAAUUCUGGAUAUGGCUGGACAAAAUUCUGGAACUGGUCCAUGAUCACCUCAAGGACCUCUGGAAUGAUGGGUUCAUCAUGGGAUUUGUGAGCCGCGGCCAGGAGCGCCGGCUGCUGAAGAAGUCCAUGUCUGGCACCUUCCUGCUGCGCUUCAGCGAAACGUCAGAAGGAGGCAUCACCUGCUCGUGGGUGGAGCACCAGGAUGAUGAUAAAGUGGCCAUCUACUCAGUGCAGCCCUACACCAAGGAGGUGCUCCAGAGGCUCCCGCUGACCGAAAUCAUCCGCCACUACCAGCUGCUGACCGCGGAGAACAUCCCUGAGAACCCGCUGCGCUUCCUCUAUCCCCGAACGCCACGGGAUGAGGCUUUUGGUCGCUACUACAGGGAGAAAGUUGACCUCCAGGAACAGAAGAAAUACCUGAAGCAUAAGCUCAUUGUGGUUUCUAACAGACAGGGGGAUGAGCUGCCACAGCCAACGGAGAGUGCGUUGGAUUGCGAAGAAGUGUUACCAGACCCAGAUCAGGAGCCAGUGCCUGACGUAGACCAGUUGCUGGAGUCAGAAACAGAGUUGGAGGAGCACGUGCGGGCCCUGUUAAACGCGCUGCAACCCAGCAUGCCUGCCCAGAGCCUGGACCCGGAACAGAAUGGAGAGCCUCUCUCAGGGCCUUUCCCGCAGCCCGCCAUAGAGCCAGACUUGCCUCCUGACCUGAUAAAUGUGAACACUGCGGAAAUGGGAAUCUUCAGAAACAUGAUCAUCGACAGAGUCAUGACCAACGGUGACCCGCUCUUGUCUGAACAGAGCAGCAGGGAUGAGACCGACGAUUCCUUGUGCCCCAACCAUUUCUCCGCACCCGAGACUUUGAAUCCUACCGAUUUUUAGGAACUUUGGGCCACUGUUCUUCUCGGAUCUUUUGCUCCUUCUCACCGCCUGCAUCGUGAUGUUGUUCUCCAAAGGAGAGACAUCAGGGUGUCCCCCUUCGAAGCUGGGUUGGAGAGAGGGGUCAGAGCAAUAUACAGUGGGUAGGGUGUUUGCCUUGCACAUGGACCUGUAUUUUAUCUCGGGCAUUCCAUUUGGUUCCCUGAGUACCUCCAGGAGCACAGAGCAGGGAGCAGGUCCUGAGCACUGCCAGAUGUGGGCCCAAAAAAAAAUUAUUUUUUUUGAGAGAGAGAAAGAAAAGCUUCCUUCUCUUCCUGGGAGGGAAGAGAUGAUAUAGCAGGUAAGGGACUUUCCAUGCAUGUGGCAGACCUGGAUUCAAUCCCUGGUACCACAUAUGGCCCCCCCAAACUGGCCAGGAAUGAUCCCUGAGUGUAAGGCCAGGACUAAGGCCUGAGCACUGCUGGGUGUGUCAAAACAGAACAGAACAAAAACCUCCUUCCCCUCUCUCCUGACUCAAGUGCAGCGUUUCUUUGUUUCCUGCAGGAACUGAGUGCAUUUGCCUCAGCCCAGCAAUGGAAAGCUUCCACCAUGCGAAGGGACAGAUAGCAGGUCCCCUCGCUGCGCCCCUCCCCCCCCGGGGCUAUGCCCGUUCCUCCUCCUUAGAUGCAGUAGUAUGGCACUUGCCUCGGACGUGGAUGACCAGGAUUCAAUCCCCGGUUCAAGCCUCAUAUGGUCCCCUGAGCAUCACCAGGAAUGAUUCCUGAGCACAAAGCCAGGAGUAAGCCCUGAGCACUCAGGGUGUGACCCCAAAACAACAACAACAACAGAAAAACAGUCAAACACUCCCGACAGUCCAGAGGACCUGCGCUGCUUUGCACAUGCCUUAUACUGCUGGACUCAGCACCCCUAGUGCAGAAGAUUUCCCAUCUCCAUCUCCUGGAGACCUGGGGUGGGAACUUAGGAAUUGCUCUGUCGAGUGUUGGAUAGAAUUUGGUAUUUUUUACAGAGUCUUUGAUAUUUCUCUACUAUAGUAUUCAUCCCCUUGGCUGAGGAGAUAAAGGACUAUGGGGGCCCGGGAGCAGCAGCCCAGCAUUGAGGGAGUAAGCCCUGAGCACCUCCGGGUGCAACCCCCAAACUAAAAAAAAAUGUAUUCCCUUUCUUCUAUGCAAUAUAUUAUUUACCUAUAGAAGGGUUUCUGGGCAAAGACCACCUGCCGGCAUCUGAGAAGUGUGCAAGUUUAUCAUGGAGCACUGGACAGCGGACACCUCAGAUGCCUUGGACGGCUGCCUUUCCUCUCGCUCAGUUGUGCUUCUAGUGUGACUUGAGGUGUCAUUUUCCUGCCUGGUGUGUUCGAGGACCUAUUUAGAGAAAAAAAACAGAAGCAGCUAAUAAACUUUGCGCUUUGCACUACAGUUGGAGCUAUAGUUCAGCAGGUAGGGUACUUACCUAGCAGUCGACCCAGGUUUGAUCCCUGGCACCCCAGAUGGUUCCCCCCACCCCCCCGAGCCCACCAGGAGUAAGUGCUGAGGACAGAGCCAGAAGUAGCCCCUGAGCACUGCCAGAUGU